CCCAAUUCCCUUUUCAGAUUAUUAGCUUAGCCCUCUCUCUUUCCUCUCAAUAGCCACAUCCCGCCCUCAGCCUCGCGUUACCACAAAACCCCGAUAUCCACUCCCUGCGGCGGAGAAUCCACCGGCCGAUUCAAUUCCCCGGCAUUCCUUUUCCAACCAGGUAUUAGGAAAUGGCAGAAGGUGAGGAUAUCCAGCCCCUCGUCUGUGACAAUGGUACUGGAAUGGUCAAGGCUGGGUUUGCCGGAGAUGAUGCUCCGAGGGCUGUCUUCCCUAGCAUCGUGGGACGCCCUCGCCACACCGGUGUGAUGGUUGGUAUGGGCCAGAAAGAUGCUUAUGUUGGUGACGAGGCUCAAUCAAAGAGAGGUAUUCUGACCUUGAAAUAUCCGAUUGAGCAUGGUAUUGUCAGCAACUGGGAUGACAUGGAGAAAAUUUGGCAUCAUACCUUUUACAAUGAGCUCCGUGUGGCGCCGGAAGAGCAUCCGGUUCUUCUCACAGAAGCCCCUCUCAAUCCCAAGGCUAAUCGUGAGAAGAUGACGCAAAUUAUGUUUGAGACCUUCAACACCCCUGCUAUGUAUGUUGCCAUCCAGGCCGUCCUUUCUCUUUAUGCCAGUGGCCGUACAACUGGAUCCUUGGAUUCUUGUUUCUUUUUCCUUAUAGGUAUCGUUCUGGAUUCUGGAGAUGGUGUCUCCCACACAGUCCCCAUCUACGAAGGAUAUGCACUCCCACAUGCUAUCCUCCGUCUGGAUUUGGCCGGUCGCGAUCUGACCGACGCCCUCAUGAAAAUCCUGACCGAGCGUGGCUACUCCUUCACCACCACAGCCGAGCGAGAAAUCGUGAGGGACAUGAAGGAGAAGCUGGCCUACAUCGCGCUCGACUACGAGCAAGAGCUGGAGACAUCCAAGACCAGCUCAUCAGUCGAGAAGAGCUACGAGCUGCCUGAUGGACAGGUCAUCACCAUUGGAGCUGAGAGGUUCCGAUGCCCUGAAGUCCUCUUCCAGCCGUCCAUGAUCGGAAUGGAAGCUGCUGGGAUUCACGAAACCACUUACAACUCCAUCAUGAAGUGCGACGUGGAUAUCAGGAAGGACCUCUACGGCAACAUUGUUCUCAGUGGUGGAUCCACCAUGUUCCCUGGCAUUGCGGACAGGAUGAGCAAGGAGAUCACCGCGUUGGCUCCCAGCAGCAUGAAGAUCAAGGUCGUUGCUCCUCCCGAGAGGAAGUACAGUGUCUGGAUAGGUGGCUCUAUCCUGGCUUCCCUCAGCACAUUCCAGCAGAUGUGGAUUGCAAAGGCAGAGUAUGACGAGUCUGGACCAUCCAUUGUCCACAGGAAAUGCUUCUGAUCGAAAUAUCGUAUUGCCGGAGGAGCCUUGGCGAACAAUAUACAUAAUACUAUACCUUUUGUAUCGAGGAAAGGAAGUUCUACUUCUACCUGAGAAUCACGUGGGUUGCAAGCAACAUGUUCUCUUCCAUCUAUAUAUUUUUUGGUUUAAUUUCGGGUCUUGUGCUCUGUUAUUUCUUAUUUGUCUGGACAAGAAACAUUUUUUUUUUCUCAUUUUAUCAUUCGGAUAUGUUAUUUGUAGAAGAAGAAAGAGUUUGUGUAAUUUUGUAACCUGAUUUGGUCGUGGGUUAAAAAGUUUUCAGGGCAUUCAUUAUUCCUAUUACAUAAUUGGUCGUGUAACAGUCUAUUUUUGUUCUAAAUAAGAGUAAAAAAAAAGGAACACUAUAAAUUA
Linum tenue is the source of this 1727-nucleotide messenger RNA. NCBI's taxonomy places the organism in Eukaryota, Viridiplantae, Streptophyta, Magnoliopsida, Malpighiales, Linaceae. The record is from the annotation of a GenBank genome assembly.